AUGCGCUCCACCUCGCGAGAGAACUGCACGAUCAUCACCAUCAUCAACGACGCCGGCGCCGUGUUGGCCCGUACCAUCAUCUUCAAAGGGCAACGCUUCAACGGAGAUUGGGUCGCGGAUCUCAACGGCCCGCCGGGUGCGUUCUACGACUGCACGGAGUCGUCCUUCAUGUGUGGUGAGGUGUUCAUCAAGUACACCAAGAACUUCCACAAGCAGCUCGGCGACCGCAACUUGCUCGACGGAAAACCCCAUGUGCUCGUGUUGGAUGGGCACACGUCGCACGUGAGCUUGGACGUCAUAAAGUUGGCCAUCUCCCUCAACGUCCACCUCGUCCAGCUGCCCUCCCACAUGUCCCACAUCACCUAGCCCUUGGACAUCGAUGGCUUCGGGUGCUUCAAGAAGGAGCUGGCGA
Ectocarpus sp. CCAP 1310/34 is the source of this 412-nucleotide messenger RNA. The record is from the annotation of a GenBank genome assembly. Lineage: Eukaryota; Phaeophyceae; Ectocarpales; Ectocarpaceae.